Messenger RNA from Peromyscus californicus insignis, 4032 nucleotides. RefSeq names its product TNF receptor superfamily member 18 (gene Tnfrsf18). Gene Ontology annotation, cellular component: external side of plasma membrane; plasma membrane. Gene Ontology annotation, biological process: positive regulation of cell adhesion; negative regulation of apoptotic process. Gene Ontology annotation, molecular function: tumor necrosis factor receptor activity. The transcript has 5 exons. Bases 3149 to 3724 code for a protein of 191 amino acids. The record is from RefSeq and is a predicted model, not a curated record. Lineage: Eukaryota; Metazoa; Chordata; Mammalia; Rodentia; Cricetidae.
UUGUGUCAGCUGCACUUUGAGGGGGCAUAGGAAACAUAAGGAUCUAAAAAAAUGGCUGUUUCCUUAUUUCCUGCCUCUUGCCACCCUGAGGCCACUGACCUGGCAUUAAAGUAGCACCUUGUUACCCCUCCCAUCUUUUACUUGGUUUGCAUGUGGCCUGAUAUGAUUUUUGUUUGUUUGUUUUGCUUUUUGAGACAGGGUUUCUCUAUGUAGCCCUGGCCAUUUGGAACUCACUCUGUAGACCAGGCUGGCCUUGAAUUCAGAGAUUCUCCUGCCUCUGCCUCCCAAGUGCUAGAAUGAAUGGUGUGUGCCACCACUGCUGAGCCAGAUAUGAUGAUCUUAAUCUGCAUGCUGGGGCAUCCUAUUACUUGUAGUCCAAGUCAUUGUGAACCAAAGGGUGGCUGGACAAAACUAUCUCUGAUUCUGGUUCCCCUCCCAUCUCUUUCUUCUCAUUCUAUGACAACAUCCAGCUGCCUAAAACCAAAGGAAACACCCACUAAACUACUAAAUACCCUUCACUGGGUCCCUAUGUAAGCCUGGGGAUGGAGCCAUAGACCAAUUGGCAACCCCCACCCCACAGGGAAGUCCAAGCCUAGAGAGGCCAACAGGAGGCUGGGGAGGGUUGGAAGAAGAAUGCUGUGGGGCUUGGGAGGUUAGAGAUUGUAGGAAAGAGGUUUUAUUCCCACACUAGGCAGGUCAUAUCUAUGUCUCCUGUUUACUGGACACAAGUCUCCAGUUUUCCUGCUGUCUCCUGCUCAUUUUUGGGCUCCUUGGGUCCCUUCCCAGAUUAAAUAUCCAUGGCCCCACCUGCACAGACACUGGGUUUACUUUCUCUUCAUUCUGGUGCUGUCCCAAAGUACAUUCUCUAUCCCCCUCAUCUCAAAAACUCCCUGACUACCUCUCCUUGAGGCCCCAUGUCAGCCUGGGGAUUUCCUACAGGGUCAAACUGCCAGGACCCUCUGCUGCCUGGAAUAUACUCACUGAGUCCUAUGAAACAAACCACAUGGAAAUACAAGGAGCUCAUAAAAUAAAGGAGAUAGCAGUGAGCAGAUAAAAAUCACCUCUACCCACCACCCGGUUAUAAAAGCUGCUCAUUCUUGGGAGUCCCUUGCAGUGGGUACCUAGAAGAGGGUGGGACAGGAAGUCUGACAUAGGUGCUGACAUUUACUGAUGUCAUCUGCUUGAAAACAUCUCCCCAGGUAUAUGAUCUGUGUCUUUUGAUCUUUGUGGUCUGUGUGUGGUUGGCACAAGAGCACUGUGGAAAGAACCUCUGUGGAGCUCAUUAACAGCUUAUAGCCUUGCAAGUCUAUAUCAAGCAGACCAUGCCCAUGGCUGAGCUUAAACACGACACCAAGGCCAAAAUUCUCAUGAGAUGCCCCCAAGGUACAUUGCAAGGCAGUGUUUAGGGGGUGAGUCAAUGCUUUGUUAUCUUUCCCUGCGGAAGAGGCCAUUGCCUAGAGAACAGGGAUCCCCAGUGUGAGGAUAUCAUGGUUGGCAGGAGAUACCAUGUGUAUACCGUACACUCCCCAGGGUUGGGGUGAUACUAUGAAGGCAUGGUCCUGGCUGACCUCUUAGAUUUUUGUUUGUUUGUUUGCUUGAGACAGGGUAUCUUCCCAUAACUCUGGCUGUCCUGGAACUCACUAUAUAGUCCAGGCUGGCCUCGAACUUAGAGAUCCACCUGCCUCUGCCUCCCGAGUGCUGGGAUUGAAGGUGUGUAGUGUACUACUAUGUCCAGCUCCAAAUAUGGAGUGCUUCACAAAUUUUUGUGUCAUCCUUGCAUAGGGGCCAUGUUAAUCCUAUCCUUGUAUUGUUCCAAUUUUUGUAUAUGUGCUACCAAAGUGAGCACCCCCUUAAUUUUUUUUAAAUGGUUAGGAACAUAGCCAAUACUGCCCUCAACACCUUUAUGUGGAAUCAAGGAACACGGUGUCCUUUCUGCCUUUGUACUCAGACCCACCUCCUUGGCCAGGAGCUGUUUGUUUCUCAAAGAAGAGGUUCUGCUGAGGUUAGCCUAGAGUGGAGUACCCAGAGCCCCCUCCCUACCCUGCAGUGACCAGGGCUACCUCUCAGGAGGCUUACACACCUGUGGCCAGAGAACAACAAGGGCUGCACAGCUAGUAACUUCUGACAUUUCCUACUUCCUCAGGCUCCUCCAACAGCAGCUUAGAAGGGUGUCAGACCAGGUUUCCUAGGUCUUCCACAAUCACAAUAGUCUCCACACCUACCACUUGUGGGUAUAACCAUUGUUAUAUUAGAGAUUCCCAUGCUCACUCCCAAUAUUCCCCAAAGUCCCCACCACGUUUCCCUGUGCUUAGCUUUAGCUGGAAGAUGUAGGAAGUAAGGCUGAAUAAUCCAGAAAGGCUUAUAGAGGCAGGGUUCCAGAACCUGCUAGUGACCACAUGGAGAAACUGAGGCUCAGAAAGAAAGGAUAGUCUCACUAUGAGGAGGCCUGAAGGGCUCCAUCAGGGACUCCCUUCCUGUUGUCUAGAAUUGUGUGUGGAGGUGAACAAAAGUGGCUCCAGAGAGAGCCAAGAGAUCCAACCUGGAACUGCCAGGGCUGGGUCUGGGCAGGCCAUACGCUUCAUGUGCCUGCUAGAAAUGCCCAGCUUAUGAUGAUCUUCUCUGAAAGGCAUGAUAUAUGCUCUGGACUACCCUCACUGGCUCUCUUAGUUUCCCAAACCCAGAGAAGCUCCCUGGGGUGGAAGAGGAAAGGGUACAACAGUAAAGGGUACCCACAGGCAGUGUGGCAGCAGCACAUGUGAAUGGGGCAUCCUUUUCCUCAGCAGCCUAGCCAGGGUGGGUAUGCUGGAGUUGGAAGAGGCUUGUUGGGGUUCAGGAGAUGUCAAGGAAGAUGAUAUAGCUUUGUUGCACACUUCACAGAAGGCCUUUACAAGCACCACAUGCCUGCCGGAAGAUGGAGGUGGAGCUGGGCUGGAGCCCAAGCUGAGGGGUGGGGACAGAGGCAGGGGCGGGGACAAGGCAUGUUGGAGCAGGCUGGGGACUACUAAAAAUCAGCCAACAGGAAGAAAACUCAGGAGAAACACUAUGGGAGCGUGGGCUGUGCUGUGUGGAGUCUCAUUGAUUUGUAUGCUGGACCUAGGUCAGCAGAGCCUGGUUGAGGAACCUAGUUGUGGCCCUGGCAGCUUCCAGCAUGGAACUGGCACCAACACGCGAUGCUGCAGCCUGUGUGUUCCAGAAGACCUGUCCUGAAGGAGACUGUAUGUGUGUCAUGCCGGAGUACCACUGUGAAGACCCUCAGUGCAAGACCUGCAAACACUACCCCUGCCAACCAGGCCAGAAGGUGCAGCUUUAUGGGAAUAUUAAGUUUGGCUUCGAGUGUGUUGACUGUGCCAUGGGCACCUUCUCCGCAGGUCGUGAGGGCCACUGCAGACCUUGGGCCGACUGUGCCCAGUUUGGAUUUCUCACCAUGUUCCCUGGGAACAAGACUCACAAUGCUGUGUGCAUCCCGGAGCCACUGCCCACUGAGCAACAUGGCCAUUUGACUGUCAUCUUCCUGGCCAUGGCUGUGUGCAUCCUCUUCCUAACUACAGCCCAGCUCUGCCUACAUAUAUGGCAGCUGAGGAGGCAGCACAUGUGUCCCCGAGAGACCCAGCCACACUUGGAGGUACAGCCACCAGCUGAGGAUGCUUGCAGCUUCCAGUUCCCUGAGGAGGAGCGUGGGGAGCACAUGGAGGAAAAGAGUCGUCUGGGAGACCGGUGGCCAUGAGGGUUGUUCUUCCUCUGUACCCCAAACCAGAUCCUCUAAGACUUGCCCAGACCUACCCUUGGUGAGAGCAAAGGCUCUACUGUGCAUCCUUCCCUGGGCCUGGCCCUGCUCCCCUCGAUGGCGGAAGUGGGUGUAAGGUGUUAAUGGUGGUAAAUUACACCUGGGUGUAGAAAGAGUGGUGAUUACAGUGGCCCUAUGGCUGCCGUCCUCUUUUGCCAGCUCUGUUGGAGUAGGGCCUUUAGGCUCUCCAAGAGCACUGAGUGUUCAGCACAAGACCUUGUAUACAUGGUUUUCAAUAAAUACUUGUC